AUGAAUGUUUUUGGUGUCAAUGGGUUGGGGAUUAAGGAGCAGACAAUCUGUAACCUCGAGAGGGGUACGAUUGUAACGAAAUUCUUCCCACGUCGGAAGCCGGAAAAGAAAACACUUAUGCUGAGACGCGAAACUGGCCAGGUAAUUUGGUACCCUAUAACGGCUGAAAAGGACAACAGGAGCAGCUUUGAGGGGAGCCUGGAAAUUCGGGAUAUCCGCGAAGUACGUGCAGGGCGAAAUUCAAAGGAAUUCGACAAAUGGGCUGAGGAGAGUAAGAAAGCCGAUCAGCAGACGUGCUUUGUGAUCUUCUAUGGCACAGAAUUCAAGCUUCGUGCCCUGUCAGUGGCAGCACUGUACCAGCGUGAGCGCAACAUGUGGAUUUCCGGUCUACGGGACAUGAUGCAUAUGGUGAGCACAUCAUCAUACCCACUGGUGGUGGAACGAUGGCUUCGCAAAGAAUUCUAUUCCAUGGAGAAUGCACGAGAGACGCUCACGCUGAAGGAACUUAAAUCCUUCCUGUCGAAAAUUAAUUGCAAAAUUAGCACACAGAAGCUCAGUGAGUACUUCAGUGAGGUUGAUCAGCGGAAGCGACACGAAAUUGGCUUUGAUGCCUUCACGAAGCUCUACCAGAAACUCAUGCUGACACCCAAUGUGCUGCAGGAUUGCUUCGACCGCUCCUUCCCGUAUUCGAAGAAUGAGCAAAUUGUAACACUUCAGGAAUUCCAAAAGUUCCUCCUUGUGGAACAAGAUGAACCCGAGGCCAAUGACAAGGGAUUCGUCUCAAAUCUCAUCAAGGACUUCAUCCAGGAUGUGCAGCGUGAUGUUCAGGAGCCCUAUCUUACUCUACCCGAGUUCGUGGACUACCUCUUUUCGCGCCAUAAUGAAAUCUGGAAUGGGAAGUGCAGUAAUGUGUAUCAGGACAUGACGCGUCCACUGUCGCACUACUGGAUAUCUUCAUCGCACAAUACAUAUCUGACUGGUGAUCAGUUCUCCAGUGAUUCCUCCACGGAGGCCUAUGCGAGAGCCCUACGAAUGGGAUGUAGGUGCAUUGAGCUUGAUUGCUGGGAUGGGCCAGACAAUAUGCCGCUCAUUUUCCAUGGGCACACAUUCACGUCGAAGAUUAAAUUUACGGAUGUCAUUAAGACAAUUCGGGAUCAUGCCUUUGUAACGUCUGAGUAUCCCGUGAUUUUGUCAAUUGAGCAGAAUUGCUCCCUAAAGCAGCAACGAAAUAUGGCGGAUGCCAUGAGGGAGGUAUUUAAGGACAACGAUAUGCUGUUGACGCAGCAAAUUGACAAGGGAGAGCAGGAAUUGCCAUCACCGGAACAGCUGAAGAGGAAGAUAAUUUUGAAGCACAAAAAGCUGCCGGAAGGUGAGGAAAAGAAUUCCAUGACGGAGGAGGGUGAAUGUGAUUUGCGGAAUAGUGAGAAGGAGGAGAUUUUGUACAUUCUCGACUUGGUGGAUAGACGAUGGGUACCACAUAGAUUUGCCCUGAGGCAGCAUAAGUUGAUGUACAGACCCGAACGGGAGGAUGCACGCGAUGAGGAGCCGGACUUUGAGAACCCCGUGCCAAAGCCCAAGGAUAGUAUUCACAACAAUGAGUUGCAUUUUGGGGAGAAUUGGUUCCAUGGGAAGCUCGAGGGUGGACGGGAGGAAGCUGAAAUGCUCCUCAAGGCGUACAGUCAUCUUGGCGAUGGGACUUUCCUUGUGCGGGAGAGUGCAACAUUUGUUGGGGACUAUUGUCUAUCCUUCUGGCGACGGGAUCGCCCCAAUCACUGUCGCAUAAAGUUGAAGCAUGAAAAUGGAAUGACGAAGUACUACCUUCUGGAGAAUCUCCUCUUUGAUUCCCUCUAUUCCCUCAUUAUGCACUACCGUCAAAAUGUCCUGCGAAGUGCUGAGUUUUCCAUUACACUGAAAGAGCCAGUGCCACAGCCGAAGAAGCAUGAAAAUAAGGAGUGGUAUCAUCCCAAUAUGACACGGGAGCUAGCAGAGAAAGUCCUUUCGCAGCGACAGAAUGAUGGGACAUUCCUUGUACGACCAAGUGAUACGGAUUCCAAUACGUACGUUAUCUCCUUUUGGGCACACAAGAAGAUUAAACAUUGUCGCAUAACCGUUGAUGGAAGACUCUACCUGGCCACAGGGACGCAAUUUGAGAGUCUCGUCAGCUUGGUUAAUUACUACGCAAAGAGCCCACUGUAUAAGACAGUCAAACUCACUUAUCCCAUUACGCGGGAGAUGCUGAAGCGUAUGAGUAGCUCUAUGAUUGAACUUGGGGACUUUUUGGAGGAUCCAAUGGCCGAUGGGACAUCCAGCUACAUGGACCCAUCGUCGGUAGAGGAAAAAAUCACCGUAAAAGCUCUCUUUGACUACAAAGCCCAGCGGGAUGAUGAGCUGUCCUUCUGUAAGCAUGCAAUCAUUACGAAUGUGAAGAAGAAGGAGAAUGAAAUGUGGUGGACUGGAGAUUACGGAGGGAAGAAGCAACACUACUUCCCGGCAAACUAUGUCACAGUCAUUGAAACAACAGAAGGAUGUUGCGAUGAGAAUGCUAAUACAACGCACAAAGAGCUGGAUGUCAAUGGGGCAGUUGUUGAAAUUGACACAGUUGACAUUGUGGAUCAGGAGCGUCCCAUUCAGUACAUCCUGCGCGUUCAGACUCCCUCAAUGGAUAAAGUGUUUGACAUUGGAUGCGAAAGUGAGGCUGUUGCAAUUGAAUGGAUGGCCGCCAUUAAGGAAUCAGCCCAAAAUGCCUCAGCUCUGGCGGAUGAGCGAAGGAAGAAGGAGAAGAAUUUGCGUGUAGCCAAGGAAAUGUCCGAUAUGAUUAUCUACUUCCGGAGUGUGCCAUUCAAGGAGGAUCGUGAUCUGCUCUUCUACGAAAUGUGCAGCUUCUCCGAGACAAAGGCCGAGAAGUACUUCUUCCAGCAGCAUCAGCAGCAUUUUAUCAAGUACCACCGAAAGUUAAUUAGUCGCGUCUACCCAAAGGGUCAGCGUUUGGAUUCAUCGAAUUUCAACCCCAUUCCCUUCUGGAAUAUUGGAAGUCAAAUGAUUGCACUGAAUUUCCAAACAGCCGAUAAAAUGAUGCAAAUUAAUCAGGCGAAAUUCCGCGAUAAUGGCGCCUGUGGGUACAUCCUCAAACCGGAUUUUAUGUUUACGGAUGUCUUUGAUCCCAACAUGCCCAAUACACUGAUUGGGGUUGAGGGGAAAACCAUAAAUAUUCGCAUUAUUGGCGGAAGGCAUCUCUUCAAGUCUGGACGCAAUAUUAAUAGCCCACUAGUGGAGGUGGAGCUUCUUGGGGCCUCGUACGAUGCUGGGGUUAAGCAUAAGACGAAAGCAGUCGCGGACAAUGGCUUCAAUCCAAUCUGGAAUGAGAUUUGUGAGUUCCACGUGAAGAAUCCACAUUUUGCAAUGCUGCGUUUUGAGGUGCAGGAUGAGGAUAUGUUUGGGGAGCCCAACUUUAUAGGACAGGCCGUCUUUUCGGUCAAUGCAAUUAAAAGUGGCUACAGGAGUGUGCCUUUGAGGAAUAAAUACAGCGAGGAGAUCGAGCUUGCAGCCCUUCUGGUGCAUAUAUCAAUUAGGACUGGAUAAAUCUAUAUAUUUUUGUAGUAUUAGUUACAUGAUGGUGUCUUUCAUUAUUUUAUCUCUUCAUUAACAUAAAAGUCUUGCAAUUAUUUUUUAAAAAACCUCCAUUCUUGGAUUUCAUCUUCAAUGUUAAUCCACUAAUGGGGUGUUUGUUUUUAUGUAUACAAAAAAUGUCUCGUUAUCAAUAAAAAAGAGCCUCUAAAUUGGCUUUAAAAUUUAAUAAAAAAUAAA
Messenger RNA from Lutzomyia longipalpis, 3804 nucleotides. It is a transcript of the gene sl, whose product is annotated as 1-phosphatidylinositol 4,5-bisphosphate phosphodiesterase gamma-1. Gene Ontology annotation, molecular function: protein binding; phosphatidylinositol-4,5-bisphosphate phospholipase C activity. Gene Ontology annotation, biological process: phosphatidylinositol-mediated signaling; phospholipid catabolic process; positive regulation of epithelial cell migration. The record is from RefSeq and is a predicted model, not a curated record. The transcript is spliced from 5 exons. Lineage: Eukaryota; Metazoa; Arthropoda; Insecta; Diptera; Psychodidae. The coding region runs from base 1 to 3579 and encodes 1192 amino acids.